Molecule: messenger RNA, 6862 nt
Organism: Anopheles stephensi (Asian malaria mosquito)
Lineage: Eukaryota; Metazoa; Arthropoda; Insecta; Diptera; Culicidae
Gene: l(3)72Ab
Product: putative U5 small nuclear ribonucleoprotein 200 kDa helicase
Exons: 3
Coding region: 200-6724 (2174 amino acids)
Cellular component (GO): nucleus
Molecular function (GO): ATP hydrolysis activity; nucleic acid binding; ATP binding
Source: RefSeq, a predicted model, not a curated record
AAACGUCAAAACAAUUCACAAGCCGAACGCGCUUGUUUCGCGUGAAAAGUUUUCAGGAAUAUUAAGGGAAAUUAGACGUAUUUAGCAUUGUUUGAAGCAUAAAACCUCCUGCAAAACACACACGCAUUAAUCUGUAAUCGUUUUAGUUUAAGAAACAUUUCGUGCAGUGCAUCUUUAGCAGCACCACAACAAACCAGCAAUGGCUGACGCAGCGGCAAGACAGCUUCAGUACGAGUACAAGGCGAACUCGAAUCUUGUCCUGCAAGCGGACGUCCGUCUGAUCGAGCGUCCCCGGCGCGAUGAGGCGACGGGCGAGGUCAUUUCGCUGGUCGGCAAGCUCGACGGCACCCGGAUGGGUGACCGGGCGCAGCGCAGCAAACCGGAAAAGACGGAAGAGCGGAAAGCGAAGCGCCAGAAGCGUGAUGAAGCGCAGUACGAUUUUAACAGCAUGAAGGGUGCCACCCUGCUGUCGGAAGGAAUCGACGAGAUGGUCGGUAUUGUGUACCGGCCGAAAACGCAAGAAACGCGCCAAACGUACGAGGUGCUGCUCAGCUUCAUCCAGGAAGCGAUCGGUGACCAGCCGCGUGAUAUAUUGCGCGGCGCGGCAGACGAGAUCUUGGCCGUGCUGAAGAACGAUCGCAUGAAGGAGCGUGAAAAGAAGCGCGAAAUUGACGGUUUGCUGGGCAGUGUGGCGGACGAGCGGUUUGCGCUGCUGGUGAACCUUGGCAAGAAGAUCACCGAUUUCGGGUCGGAUGCGGCCACGGCGAUCGGUGGCGUUGGACAGGCGGGACCGGGUGGCGAUGAACCGAUCGACGAAACGUACGGCAUUAAUGUGCGGUUCGAAGAAUCGGAGGAAGAGUCGGACGAGGAUAAGUACGGCGAGGUGCGCGAGGACGACGGGCAGGAUGAGGGCGAGGAGGCACGGGAUGAUGGUAUUCUGCAUGCGGAAAAUCUGGGCGGUGGUGAGGAUAUGAACAAGAAGGAGAAAACGCUCGAUCCACGGGACAUUGACGCGCAUUGGUUGCAGCGGUGCUUGCGAAAGUAUUACAACGACUCGAUGAUGUCCCAGUCGAAAGCGCUCGAGGUGCUGAACGUACUGAAAGAGUCCGGAGACGAUCGCGAGUGUGAGAACCAGCUGGUGCUGCUGUUGGGAUACGAUUGCUUCGAUUUCAUUAAGCAGUUGAAGAAAAAUCGCCAAAUGAUCCUGUACUGCACGAUGCUGGCACAGUCGCAGAGCGAGAGCGAGCGGGCGAAGCUGCGCGACCGGAUGAAAGCGGAUGCGGCACUGGCGAAGAUUUUGCGUCAGCUUGAUACGGGCAAGCAGGAAGCUCAGGAAGGUAGAGAUUAUUCGAACGGUGGCGGAGCGGAUGGAGCGGAUAUAAAGCCAUCGCUUCGAUCUCGUCGCGAGCGUGGGCUGGAAGAGGGAAGCGCCAUGGACUACAUGGAAGGAAAUCAGGCAGGCGGUGAAAGGGCGGGACACGCGGGAGGACAGAUUAUCGGCAACCGCACCGUGCUGGAGCUGGAUGAGCUUGCCUUCACCCAAGGCUCGCAUCUAAUGGCAAACAAGCGGUGCCAACUGCCGGACGGAUCGUUCCGCAAGCAACGCAAGGGCUACGAAGAGGUGCACGUGCCCGCGCUGAAGCCACGCCCGUUCGACGAGGACGAGGAGCUCAUUGCGAUCGAGAAGCUGCCGAAGUAUGUGCAGCCAGUAUUUAACGGGUUCAAAACGCUCAACCGCAUCCAGAGCCGGCUGUACAAAAGCGCGCUGGAGAGUGACGAAAAUUUGCUGCUUUGUGCGCCUACCGGUGCCGGCAAGACGAACGUGGCGCUGCUCACGAUGAUGCGCGAAAUCGGUAAGCACAUCAACGACGACGGUACGAUAAACGUGGACGAGUUUAAGAUCAUCUACAUUGCCCCGAUGCGUUCGUUGGUACAGGAAAUGGUGGGCAACUUCGGCCGUCGCCUCGCAACGUACAAUCUGACGGUUUCGGAGUUGACGGGCGACCAUCAGCUCAGUCGGGAACAGAUCGCCGCGACGCAGGUCAUCGUUUGCACGCCGGAAAAGUGGGACAUUAUCACGCGCAAAGGGGGCGAAAAGACGUACACACAGUUCGUGCGGUUGGUCAUUAUCGAUGAAAUUCAUCUGCUGCACGACGAGCGGGGCCCGGUGCUGGAAGCGCUGGUUGCCCGCACGAUCCGGAACAUCGAAACCACGCAGGAAGAUGUGCGUUUGGUAGGGCUGUCGGCAACGCUACCCAACUACCAGGAUGUGUCCACGUUUCUGCGCGUUCGGCCCGAGACGGGGCUUUUCUACUUCGACAACAGCUACCGUCCGGUGGCGCUGGAACAACAGUACAUCGGCGUGACGGAGAAGAAAGCGCUCAAGCGGUUCCAGGUGAUGAACGACAUCGUGUACGAGAAGGUGAUGGAGCAUGCGGGCCGCAAUCAGGUGCUGGUGUUUGUGCAUUCGCGCAAAGAGACGGGCAAAACGGCCCGUGCCAUCCGGGACAUGUGUCUCGAGAAGGAUACGCUCGGGACGUUUCUGCGCGAAGGCUCGGCCAGCAUGGAGGUGUUACGCUCGGAAGCGGAUCAGGUGAAAAACCAAGAGCUCAAGGAUUUGCUGCCGUACGGGUUUGCGAUCCAUCACGCCGGCAUGACGCGCGUUGAUCGUACGCUGGUGGAAGAUUUGUUUGCCGAUCGACACAUUCAGGUGCUCGUAUCGACGGCCACCCUUGCCUGGGGUGUGAACUUGCCAGCGCACACGGUCAUCAUCAAGGGCACGCAGGUGUACAAUCCGGAGAAGGGCCGUUGGGUUGAGUUGGGUGCGCUGGACGUGCUGCAGAUGCUGGGUCGUGCCGGCCGUCCGCAGUACGACACGAAGGGGGAAGGCAUUCUGAUCACAAACCACAGCGAGCUGCAGUACUAUCUGUCGCUGCUGAACCAGCAGCUGCCGAUCGAGUCGCAGCUCAUCUCGAAGCUGCCGGACAUGCUGAAUGCGGAGAUCGUGCUCGGCACGGUACAAAACGUUAAGGAUGCUGUCACCUGGCUCGGGUACACGUAUCUCUACAUCCGUAUGCUGCGGCAACCGACCCUGUACGGCGUGUCGAUCGAUGCGGUGCAGGAAGAUCCUCUGCUGGAGCAGUUCCGGGCGGAUCUGAUACACACCGCAGCCCUUCAUCUCGAGCGCAGCGGGCUGAUCAAGUACGAUCGGAAAAGUGGCCAUCUCCAGGUGACCGAGGUAGGCCGGAUCGCUUCGCACUACUACUGCACGCACGAAACGAUGCUUACGUACCAUCAGCUGCUGAAGCCGACGCUCAGCGAAAUCGAGCUGUUCCGCGUGUUCUCACUGUCCGGCGAGUUCCGCAACAUUACGGUGCGCGAGGAGGAAAAGCUUGAGCUGCAGAAGCUGAUGGAGCGGGUGCCGAUCCCGAUUAAGGAAAGCAUGGAAGAGCCGAGCGCGAAGGUGAAUGUGCUGCUGCAAGCGUACAUCUCGCAGCUCAAGCUGGAAGGGUUCGCGCUAAUGGCGGACAUGGUGUACGUGACCCAGUCCGCCUCCCGACUGCUGCGAGCCAUCUUCGAAAUAGUGCUGCACCGCGGUUGGGCACAGCUGGCCGACAAGUGUCUCACCCUGUGCAAGAUGAUCGACCGGCGCAUGUGGCAGAGCAUGUCCCCGUUGCGUCAGUUCCGCAAAAUGCCGGAAGAGAUUGUGAAGAAAAUCGAGAAGAAGAACUUCCCCUGGGAACGGUUGUACGAUCUGGAGGCGAACGAGAUCGGCGAGCUGAUCCGUGUGCCCAAGUUGGGCAAAACGAUCUACCGGUACAUCCAUCAGUUCCCGAAGCUGGAACUGUCGACCCACAUCCAACCGAUUACCCGCUCCACGCUGCGGGUUGAGCUCACGAUCACUCCCGACUUCCAGUGGGACGAGAAGGUGCAUGGCCAGUCGGAAGCAUUUUGGAUUCUGGUGGAGGAUGUCGAUUCGGAGGUUAUUUUGCAUCAUGAGUACUUCCUGCUGAAAGCGAAGUACUGCACCGACGACCACUUGGUGAAGUUCUUCGUGCCCGUCUUUGAACCCUUGCCACCGCAAUACUUUUUGCGUAUCGUGUCCGAUCGGUGGAUUGGGGCCGAAACGCAACUGCCCGUGUCCUUCCGACAUUUGAUUCUUCCCGAAAAGAAUCUGCCCCCGACGGAGCUGCUCGAUCUGCAACCGCUCCCGAUCAGUGCUCUGCGGGACCCUGCGUUCGAAGCGCUGUACGCCGAUCGGUUCCCGCAGUUUAAUCCGAUCCAGACGCAAGUUUUCAACGCGGUUUAUAACAGUGAAGACAACGUGUUUGUUGGAGCUCCAACAGGGUCGGGCAAGACGACGAUCGCCGAGUUUGCCGUACUUCGGCUCCUAUCGCAGAAUCCAGCCGGGCGCGUCGUGUAUCUGGUCGCGCGCGAUCCUCUCGCCGAUCUCGUAUUUCACGAGUGGCAUCAACGCUUCGGACAGUCCGCUCUGGGCUGUAAGGUGGUGAAGCUUACCGGCGAGACCGGCACCGAUUUGAAGCUGAUCGCCAAGGGUCAGAUCAUCGUCACGACGGCAGACAAGUGGGAUGUGCUCUCACGCCGCUGGAAGCAGCGCAAGAACGUCCAGAACGUGCAGCUGUUCAUCGUGGAUGAGCUGCAGCUGAUCGGUGGCGAAGACGGCCCAGUACUCGAGGUCGCCUGCUCGCGUAUGCGAUACAUCUCGUCGCAAACUGAGCAACCGAUACGUAUCAUCGCUCUGUCAGCUUCGUUGGCCGAUGCGCGUGACAUCGCACAAUGGCUCGGCUGUAGCACGAACGCUACCUUCAACUUCCAUCCCUCUGUUCGGCCGAUUCCGCUUGAGCUCCACGUUCAAGGCCUGAACAUAACACACAAUGCGUCUCGUGUCGCGGCCAUGUCGAAACCGGUGUACAACGCAAUUACCAAGUUCAGUCCGCACAAGCCGGUCAUCGUGUUUGUCACGUCGCGAAAGCUGGCCCGUCUAACGGCGAUCGACGUGCUGACGUACUGUGCGGCCGAACUGCAACCGAACCGUUUCUUCCACGCCGAGGAGGAAGACAUUAAACCGUUCCUGGACCGCAUGACCGAUAAAACCCUGAAGGAAACACUCUCCCAGGGUGUGGCGUACAUGCACGAAGGACUGACCGCUGCCGACCAGCGCAUAGUGGAGCAACUGUUCGAUUCCGGUGCGGUGCAGAUAGCUAUCUGCACGCGAGAUCUAUGCUGGGCGUUAAACAUUAGCGCCCAUCUGGUCAUCAUCAUGGACACACAGUUCUACAACGGCCGAAAUCAUGCGUACGAUGACUAUCCGAUCACGGAUGUGCUGCAGAUGAUCGGCCGUGCUAACCGGCCCUUGGAAGAUGAUGACGCGAAAGCGGUGCUGAUGUGUCAGAGCUCGAAGAAGGACUUUUACAAAAAGUUCCUCAACGAACCGCUGCCGGUAGAAAGCCAUCUCGAUCAUCGGCUGCACGAUCACUUCAACGCGGAGAUUGUUACGAAAACGAUCGAAAACAAGCAGGACGCGGUAGACUACCUCACGUGGACGUUUCUGUACCGGCGGCUGACACAGAACCCCAACUACUACAAUCUGCAGGGUGUCACGCACCGGCACCUGUCGGACCAUCUGUCGGAGCUGGUGGAAUCGACCCUGUCCGAUCUGGAGCAAUCGAAGUGUAUCGGAGUGGAGGACGAGAUGGACGCACUGCCCCUCAAUCUGGGCAUGAUUGCGGCCUACUAUUACAUCAACUACACGACAAUCGAGCUGUUCAGCCUGUCGCUAAACAGUAAGACGAAGAUUCGCGGUUUGCUGGAGAUCAUUUCAUCUGCCGCCGAGUACGAGGAUCUGAUCGUGCGCCAUCACGAGGAUAACAUUCUGCGGAGCCUUGGGUCCCGGUUGCCGAACAAGCUGACCGGUCCGAACGGGACUGCACCCAAGUACAACGAUCCGCACAUCAAGACGAACUUGCUGCUGCAGGCCCAUCUCUCUCGUCUGCAGCUGGGUGCGGAGCUGCAGGGUGACACUGAACAGAUUCUUGGCAAAGCGAUUCGUCUGGUGCAGGCGUGCGUGGAUGUGCUGUCGUCCAAUGGUUGGCUAUCGCCUGCCGUCGCCGCCAUGGAGCUGGCACAGAUGAUAACGCAGGCGAUGUGGAGCAAGGAUUCCUACCUGAAGCAGUUGCCCCAUUUCACGGCGGAAAUUAUUAAGCGCUGCCAGGAGAAGGGCAUCGAGACGGUGUUUGACAUUAUGGAGCUGGAUGACGAUGAUCGAAGCCGGUUGCUGCAGAUGACGGAUCAGCAGAUGUCGGAUGUGGCACGGUUCUGCAACCGCUAUCCCAACAUCGAGCUGACGUUCUCCGUGCUGGACAAGGAGCGCAUCCAUUCGGGGUCUUCCGUGGACGUGGAGGUCACGUUGGAGCGGGAGGACGACGUAACGGGACCGGUAAUUGCACCAUUCUUCCCACAGAAACGCGAAGAGGGCUGGUGGGUUGUUAUCGGUGAUCCGAAAACCAACUCGCUCCUGUCCAUCAAGCGGCUCACGUUGCAGCAGAAGGCGAAGGUGAAGCUGAACUUUGUCGCACCGAGCCCGGGCCACCACGAGUACACGCUGUACUACAUGAGCGAUUCGUAUCUGGGCUGCGAUCAGGAGUACAAGUUUUCCAUCAACGUUGGCGACUUCCAGUCGGAGAGCGAAAGCGAGUCGGAUUAAGGUGGGUUCCAACACUGCUGAGGACCAUACGAUCGAGUUGGUUUGUGUAAGUUAAGGAGUCAUGUUUCCAUUCUACUUAAUACAAUGUUUUUCACCACCAAAACUAUCGGGAAUAGAAUGAGUUUACUGUAAGACGUA